Molecule: messenger RNA, 540 nt
Organism: Paramecium tetraurelia
Lineage: Eukaryota; Ciliophora; Oligohymenophorea; Peniculida; Parameciidae
Exons: 2
Source: RefSeq, a predicted model, not a curated record
AUGAACACAAUCAGAACAUUGAGACCAUCAUAUGGAUCCUCUUAAGAGAUUCAGAUUAACACAACUUGUUCUUCCACUCCAAAGUUGACUAAAUCUCAAACCUUUAUCCAAAUGAAGGUCAAAUGUGCCUCAUCGAGUAGUAAAAAUUCAACAUCGACAAAAUUAAACUCUCCUUAUCAACCUCACCAAAAGAGUCAAUUCUCUGUUAGAACCCACUCUGAUUCAUAAGACGCUCAUUCUAUACUAAAUGAAUGCGUUCACAUUUUCAAGGAGAUCUAACAGAGUUCUAUGAUUACCCAAAAUGAAAUAGUUUUACUUGAUGUGAAAUAGAAGAUGUGCAAUAUUGAAAACAUAGUUGAAGAAAUUAGACGAUAUCAAAAUACCAAAAAUUUAAAUUAAAACAAGAUCUCCCAAAUUAUGUUACAAAUUAUUGAAGAAAAAAGGCAAAAGCAAUAAGCCAUACGGUCAGGAGAAAAUCUAAUCAAGUAAUAAGCUAAUUAGAUUCAAUAGUUGAAUCUAAGAAUUUCUCUUUAUGAAUGA